Molecule: messenger RNA, 1815 nt
Organism: Schistosoma guineensis
Lineage: Eukaryota; Metazoa; Platyhelminthes; Trematoda; Strigeidida; Schistosomatidae
Source: the annotation of a GenBank genome assembly
AUGUUAACACAGCAAACCAACCAGACCUCUACUAGUAACCGAGGUCAUCGAGGGUCUGGUACAACUUCUCAGAAAAAAGAAGAACGUCAACAUUCAGGAAAGCAGAAUAAUAUGCAACAAGAUGCACCACGUUCUUCACGGGAAGGAAAUACGCUGCUGGUCGGUCCAAAUUUCCGUGUUGGAAAGAAGAUUGGUUGUGGGAACUUCGGGGAACUUCGUCUUGGUCGUAAUUUGUAUACCAAUGAAUAUGUUGCCAUUAAACUUGAACCGAUGAAAACUCGUGCUCCCCAAUUGCAUUUAGAGUAUCGAUUCUAUCGUAUACUUCUAAGUGGUGGUGUUGUUGGAUUUCCAAUGGUUUAUUAUUUUGGACCAGUAGGCCGACAUAAUGCGCUUGUAAUGGAAUUGCUUGGUCCAUCUUUAGAAGAUCUAUUUGAAUCAUGUAAACGUCAGUUCUCUUUGAAAACUGUACUGAUGAUAGCAAUCCAGCUGCUUCGACGUAUUGAAUAUGUACAUUCAAAGCAUUUAAUAUAUCGUGAUGUUAAACCAGAGAAUUUUCUUAUUGGACGUCAAUAUUAUAAUAGACAUCGUACUAUAUAUAUCAUUGAUUUUGGUUUAGCUAAAGAAUAUAUUGAUCCAGAAACUCAAAAACACAUUCCUUAUCGUGAACAUAAAAGUCUUACUGGUACUGCACGUUAUAUGAGUAUUAAUACACAUUUAGGCAAAGAACAAUCUCGACGUGAUGAUUUAGAGGCCUUAGGUCAUAUGUUUUUAUAUUUUCUACGUGGUAGUCUACCUUGGCAAGGUUUAAAAGCUGAAAAUCUACGUGAACGUUAUCAGAAAAUUGGUGAUACAAAACGUGCAACUCCUAUUGAUGUUUUAUGUCAUGGUUACCCCGAAAUGGCUACCUAUUUACGAUAUGUUCGAAGUUUAGAUUUUUUUGAAGAACCUAACUAUGAGUAUUUACGUUGGGGAUUUACUGAUUUAAUGCAAAGAAAAGGUUGGGAAUGUGAUUGGGAAUUCGAUUGGUGCAGUCGACCGUUACCUGGAUCUAAACCUCCAGGAUCUACACAUACAUCUGGCGGACAGGCAGUAAAUCCACCAUUAACUAACGUUCCUGCUGGGAAUGCUAGUUGUAUGAAUAAUGGUGUACAAAACACAUCUGGACUUACUUCUCCUACUCAUCAUCCAGUGAAUGGUAAUCAACAAAGUCCUGGUGUUAAUGGUGGGCAUCAUGCAAUGGGAUUAACUGGAACACCUUUAUUAGAUCCUGGUACUUCUCAUUGGCCACCUACUGGGCAAUCAAAUAAUGUACCUAGUUAUAUCAAUGAAGAUGGCGGUACAUCACCAAAUGAAUUAAGAUAUAAAGUUGAUGAAUAUUUACCUUCCUAUUUUGGUCAGCAAACCACAAAUCAAACUAUUAUGCAUACCGGUCUUCUUGGUGCUAAUAAAAUUGGUUCACCUAAUGACGGUAUUGUAGAUGAUGUUGGACCUACUGGUGUUGGCGGCGGUGGUGCUAUGCCCACUUCAAACUCUAGUGGUUUGCCAUAUGGUGGCGGUGGUGCUGUAUCCGGUACAAAUGCCGGUGGUACACAUAUUCGGAAUAUAACCGGUUUAUACAGUGGCGGUGGUCCAGAAGAAACUAUGGCUCGAGAUAUUGAUGACAAUUUAGGCAUGGGAGUUGGCAUGACAGCAACAGAAUCAUCGCCUGAAAAUGUAGUUGGCGCUGAACAAGAUGAUAUACAAAGUCAAUCAGGUUGUUGCGGCUGCUUUGGUCAACGGUCUAAAAAUCGACGUCUUCGAUCUCAGUUUAUCUAG